Molecule: messenger RNA, 2283 nt
Organism: Heterobilharzia americana
Lineage: Eukaryota; Metazoa; Platyhelminthes; Trematoda; Strigeidida; Schistosomatidae
Source: the annotation of a GenBank genome assembly
AUGUUCACUCAUGAUAUCAAGGAUGGGUCAGAACAAGACGGCAUAGAAGAAAGAACAACAAUGUUGAAGGAGUAUACUGAAGGAAACAUUGAGAUAUUGGACUACUUACAAGGAAUCUCGGGGUUGGAACGUGAUUUUACUAGACUGGCAGAUAGUAUCGUGAACGCAGCGACGACGUUGAGUGAUCGAAACAAUGUGGUACAUUCAAACAGAAUUUAUGAGAAGGAUACCGGUGCCAGUGUAGACAAGUGUUGGCAAUAUAUAUCCCAAUUAUCUGAAGCAAUUCAUUUCCAUAUUUCCAAGUCGCAUGAGUACCACAAGCUUCAUCAUGAGAUUUGGGCAGCUCGUAUGGAAAUGCAACAAGUUUUGUCCAGUUAUUCGUUGAUUCAAGAGAAACUGAGUUCAUUAAGUUUAUUAACUGAUGAUUCAUUAGCGACAAUCAAGAAAAUGAUAGAGGCUCAACUGAAUCUAAACGCAGAAGAGAGAGGAAUGAUGCAGGAUGAAGCGAAUGAACAGUCACGAUUAAUUUUAGAUACUGUUAGGACGGAUUUAAACUUUAGGCCUUCUACAUAUGUUACUAAAAAACGAAAAUCAAGAAACUCACACAAACAUUCAUCAACAAUUUCAAGUGGAAUGAAGGGUGUAAAUGAAGACAAACAGUUGGUGACAAGUUUUACCAACAGCAUACCUAAAACUUUUAAACUGAAUAAUAGUGAUUCUGCAUGUGAUCACCGGGAAUAUGAAGAGCCUUUGAUGAAGCAUUCACUAAAUGCCCAGAUUACACAAAUACCUUCUCAAGACCAUGUGAAGUUCACCAAACAGACAAGAGAACUUAUGACACAAAUUGAUUCGCCAUUCUAUUCCGCUGUUGUAUAUUGUCCAAGCUGCUCAGAAUUUCAUGAGAUAAGCAUACUUUCACCUUUUGCUUGUAAGGCGGAAACAUACAGUUCUAACAUCCAGUCUCUUAGUGAAACAAGUGAUACUUCAGAAAGUCACUUGAAAGCUGCACAUUCAAUGCCAAGUUUACAUAUGACAACGAAAAAUAUCAACUUUGAUGAAGAUAGAAUACUAGCUGUUGGGAACAAAAACAGUAGCGUUUCAAGAAAAUUUUUCAGAUCGAAAGGUCGAAACAAGCCUCGACCACAGAGCGUAAGCGCUAGUCUCACUGAAACAACAGCUAGUUCAGGACUUGAUAGCCCUUCUGAAUCUUCAAUUGUUGUAAAAAAUAAAAAGUGUUCUUCUAAAUCCCAUCGUAGAGUUGAUGGUGAAACCCACAAGGAGGAAGCUGGUAAGAGCCCUUUUCUAUGGUGGUAUAAACGUGGUAAACGCAUUCCAAAAGAUGUUAGUCUCCAGGCUCCAGGGAGUCCAUACACUGAACCAGGACCUCCUGGUCGAAGAUCUCCACUGAAUAUUGCUCCAAGUGAGCCAACAAGCGAUAUCAAUAAACAGUCACCUACACCUUUUGCAGUAGUAGAGAGGAAUCGAAGAAAUUCAAACGAAGAAACUGGUCCAGUAGUACAUUCCUACAGCUGGAUACAACGUGGUAUGCCUUGGGGCUGUAAUCCACCUAUUGCUGCACAAAGGUCACCUCAUGCUCAACAGGAAAGGAGCAGGCAUGUAAAUGUUCACAGCGAAAGGAUUAAAGUGAAAACCAGAAAACAUUUAAAGCAUCAUUCAUUUGAAAGGAAUAUUGACCACCAUCCAUUUGGUGAAACUCAUCUUUACAAUACCAUUGAUUCAGGUAUUCAGACUGAUACAGAUAUAUAUCCUACAGGAAAUCUAGAUAUUCCUUUGUUAGACUCGGAACCAGAUCUUCAGCAGGUCCCUAUGAAUUCAGAAUAUAUCUGUCAGUACUGUAACAGAAGUAUGCGUAAAAUUGUGCAUCAAGAUAGUUCAGUUCAGUGUGAUUUUAUCAAUUGUGAUAUACUCAGUAAAACGCUUUGCCACAAAAUGGCUCCAGUAUCUAGCCAAACAGUACAAGUAACUAACCAGAUUCCUCGUGGCAGAUUUAUAACGAAUAGUGUGAGAGUAUGGAAUGUAAGCUGUCAGGUGGGUACUGUGAAACGGAAUCAAAGCACUGAGCCAAUAACAACUGAAGACAUUUCUUGUUACAAGGCCUCCGUUUACGAUAAGGGAGAAGAUACUAGAAGAUAUGCAAAAUAUAAUGAAAGACCAAGAAGUUUUGAAACUCCUAUGAGAAGAUUGACACAGCUGGGUCUUCCUACUGGUACGACACCAGCUCCUUUGAUGUUUCUGUAUCAUGUCAAAUUGGUCCGUCUUUAA